Messenger RNA from Hyla sarda, 820 nucleotides. RefSeq lists its product as uncharacterized. Lineage: Eukaryota; Metazoa; Chordata; Amphibia; Anura; Hylidae. The record is from RefSeq and is a predicted model, not a curated record. The transcript is spliced from 9 exons. The coding region runs from base 17 to 718 and encodes 233 amino acids.
GGCAAAACGGAAAUAGAUGCUACACUACAUGGACACACUUGUGCAAAGAAAGGAAAAGAAAGACAAACAAAGAGCCAGCACGAGACCAGAGAUAACAAAAAAACUCACCUACAAGGUUCUUCUACUUCUCCAUCUGGGGAUCUCAUAUAUUUCACAUAUAGAAGGAUCAACAUUACACAAUCCGACAACUGUGGAUGUGCUGAACAGUACAGAGCCUUAUGUUUCUUCAGCUGACUCUAAGAUACCAAGUACAGUACAUGGUCAAGAAGAAACCACUGCUAUUCCCAAGUUAACCACUAGUAAAAAACCUUCUAACCCUAGUCAAGAAGAAACCACUGCUAUUCCCAAGUUAACCACUAGUAAAAAACCUUCUAACACUACAUUUGUAGAAGAGCCAAGGAGAUAUUCCAUGAUUCAUAUAGGUAUCUUCAUUGGACUUGUGUUGGUGGUCUUUAUUAUAGUUGUCAUCUUUGUUGCUCGGAUCAUAUGGAGAAAGAAAAAGUUAUAUAGGCUGAAGAUUUCUGAAGACGUGAGGGGCAGUCAUCAGGAGAAGUCCUCAGGACAGCAUGGGGACUAUGAAAAAGAAAAGAAAGAUGAUGAAUCUAUUCAGGCCAGACUCAUGAAGAGUCAUGAUCCACUUAUGAAUCAGCUGAAGGAGAAGCAAAAGGAAAACAUCAGUAACAGGUCAAAAUAUGGAGACCCACCACCUGAAGUGUAACACUCGCUGAGAGAAGACAAAUGAGAGACUGGACAUAAUGUAAAAUACUUCUGAAUAUAUAUAUAUUUCAGUGGAACAUGACAUGUUUAGGGUACAUUCACA